AUGACAACAAAGAGAAAGGCUAACUCAAGUUUGGAAACACCAGAGUUUAAGCGAGGUACCACAACUUCGGUUAAGGAUGUACAAAAGUUGGGUAUGGAGAUUGAAAAUGAAGCCAAAUAUAACAAUUUCACGAUUUUGAUUGAUCAACUUGAGAAGAUCAUCUCAAAAUUAAAAUUUAAAAAAGAUGCAAAUUUGGAAUCGGAGGGAAGAAAGAUUGUUUCCAUUUUAUUUAAAAAUUUUAAAAUUUUAUUUGGAGAAGGGAAAUUAAAGAAAACCAAAAAUCAAGAUGAGGAAACUAAAAUAGUUAUUAAUUGGAUCAUAACAAAGAAUGACCGCUUCAAAGGUAUACUACUCGAGCUUCUUGAAUCAAAGUUGAGCUAUGAAACGUCAUUACAAUUGGAUGCUUUAGACACUUUACUCAAUAUACUCAGGAUAGAAGCAUCUUAUACUAAAGUAUUUCCAACUAAGACAUAUCAGUCAAUAGUGAAAGUACUAUUAAAUGGUCAAAACGGAGUCAUUUUACCGGAUGGACUUUCGAAUAGCUUUGUUUUAUUAGAGUUCAUCGAAUCAUUUUUUGUCAAGUAUUGGGACCUUCAAUUUUAUUUCUUCAGUAAUUUACCAAAUAUUUUAAAAGAAUGGAAAAGUAGUCUUGCACCCGACAAAUUACAAUUAAUAUAUGCUAAUUUCAUAACAAUAAUACGGAAUAAAUUAUUAUUUGAUACUAACGAGGAAGAAUUAAAAUCAAAAUCUACAUGGAUUUCUCAAACAUAUUUAUCUUCGAUUUAUAAAUUCAAUCUUUUUAAAUCACAAUUUCAAAAAUCAAUUACUACCAUCUUAUCAUACCCUUUGACCAUUUCACAAUAUAAAACAACUUUGUUGAUUCUACAUAAAAGAGUUAUACCGUUUAUGUCCCAACCACAAGGAUUAAUGGAUUUCUUAACUGAUCUAUACAAUUUACAGGAGCAAAAUGAAGAUUCAAGUGAAUGGGAGGAUGCAAAUGAGGAAUUAGAUCAUUCGAUGAUACCGAUUUUAACCCUAAACUCAUUAUACGAAUUGAUGAAGAAUCACAAUUUGGAAUAUCCCGAUUUUUAUACAAAAUUAUAUUCAUUAUUGGACUCAAACUUACUUUAUACCAAAUAUAGAUCAAGGUUUUUCAGAUUGGUGGACUUAUUCUUAUCUUCGACGCAUUUAUCGUCCAAUUUAGUUGCUUCAUUUAUUAAGAAAUUAGCAAGGUUGGCGUUAACAGCGAGUGCUUCUGGUGUUGUUAUGAUAAUACCGUUCAUUUAUAAUUUGUUGAAAAGGCAUCCAACUUGUAUGAUAAUGUUACACAAUACAAACAUCGAACUGAUAAAUGAUCCAUACAAUAAUUUGGAAUCAAAUCCAAUGAAUACCAACGCCAUAAAUUCAUCAUUAUGGGAAUUGGAAACUUUGAUGAAUCAUUAUCAUCCAAAUAUUGCUACAUUGGCUAAAAUUUUUAAAGAACCUUUUAAAAAACCAAAUUAUAAUCUAGAAGAUUUCCUAGAUUGGAGUUAUAUCAAAUUGCUAGAAACUGAACAAUCAAGGAAGUAUAAAGUUCAAACUACCGCUUUAGAAUUUGAAGAGUUCAAUUCUGCUUUAAAUGUUAAACAUGGUUCAGCUAAUGAUGAUGAAGAUGAAGUCAGUAAGAAUAUUUUAUUAGAAAGUUGGUGUAUGUAG
Molecule: messenger RNA, 1695 nt
Organism: Lodderomyces pseudojiufengensis
Lineage: Eukaryota; Fungi; Ascomycota; Pichiomycetes; Serinales; Debaryomycetaceae
Gene: NOC4
Product: ribosome biosynthesis protein
Exons: 1
Coding region: 1-1695 (564 amino acids)
Biological process (GO): ribosome biogenesis
Cellular component (GO): small-subunit processome; nucleolus; Noc4p-Nop14p complex
Source: RefSeq, a predicted model, not a curated record